Rhizoctonia solani is the source of this 252-nucleotide messenger RNA. Its product is annotated as ribosomal protein S27. NCBI's taxonomy places the organism in Eukaryota, Fungi, Basidiomycota, Agaricomycetes, Cantharellales, Ceratobasidiaceae. The record is from RefSeq and is a predicted model, not a curated record. The transcript has 4 exons. Gene Ontology annotation, biological process: translation; ribosomal small subunit assembly. The coding region runs from base 1 to 252 and encodes 83 amino acids. Gene Ontology annotation, molecular function: RNA binding; structural constituent of ribosome. Gene Ontology annotation, cellular component: ribosome; cytosolic small ribosomal subunit.
AUGACUCUCGCAGUCGAUCUCCUUAACCCCUCGCACGAGCACGAGAAGAAGCAACACAAGCUUAAGCGACUGGUACAGUCGCCCAACUCUUACUUUAUGGACGUUAAGUGCCCUGGAUGCUUUGCCAUUACGACUGUUUUCUCGCACGCGCAGACUGUCGUUAUGUGCAGCUCCUGUGCAACUGUCUUGUGCCAGCCUACUGGUGGUAAGGCGCGAUUGACUGAGGGGUGUUCGUUCCGCCGAAAGGCAUAA